AUCACAAAUAUACACGCACAAAUGUGAUAUAUAAAGAGCUGGUGGCUUUCCCAGUAAGACAGACAGAUAGGAAGCUUUGUUAAAUCAAAGGAAUUGAAGCUGAGAGAUCAAUAAAGAAAGGGCUCUGCUAUAGUGUUAGUGAGUGGGAGAGAAAAAUAAUAUAAUUAUGGAUAAAUUGUAUUUGUAUGGGUUGAGCCACCUCUUUAUGACGGUUUUUCUUCAUAACUUCUCCACUCAUAUGGUGAUACCAGCCAUCACGGAUGUAACCAUGGCGGCGCUCUGUCCCGGAGAGGAUGAAUGCUCCCUUGCCAUCUACCUCACUGGUUUUCAACAAGCGAUGGUAGGACUUGGAACGCUUGUGAUGAUGCCACUCCUGGGUAAUCUCUCAGAUAAAUAUGGGAGGAAAACCAUUAUCACACUCCCCAUGAUCCUCACAAUUAUUCCAAUAGGUAUAUUAUCUUAUAGCAGGACGAAAGAAUUCUUCUACAUAUACUAUGUCUUUAAGAUUCUCAUUUCCAUGGUUUGCGACGGAAGCGUUCCUUGCCUCGCCCUGGCUUAUGUGGCAGAUAACGUAACAGAAGGUCGACGCGCCACCGCGUUUGGGAUUCUUUCGGGAAUAGGCUCCGCCGCCUUCGUCUGCGGCACUCUUUCAACUCGCUUCCUCUCUGCUGCCCAAACUUUCCAGGUUUCCACUCUUGUGGCGGUGAUUGCAGCAGUGUACAUGUUAGUUUUCCUUCGGGAUUCGAUUAUCGAUGAGAAUAAUCUUUCUACACCAAUCCUUACGGCAGAAAAGCCCGCCGCCACUAAAAUUGAAGCAAAACCGAAAAGCAAUGUGCAACUGUUUCAAGCUUUGCGAUCUCUACAAGACCUAGCUUCCUUCCUCACUGGCAGCUUGACUAUUACUCAAGCAGCAAUUGUUGCGUUCUUCAGCAACCUUGCAGAUGCUGGUCUUCAUGGUUCAAUGCUGUAUUACUUAAAGGCUCAGUUUCAUUUUGACAAGAAUCAGUUUGCUGACUUGAUGGUCAUUUCUGGGGUUACAGGGACUGUGUCACAGCUUGUUCUUAUGCCCAUUUUGGCCCCAAUUCUGGGAGAGGCAAGACUUCUUUCAAUUGGACUGUUUUUCGGCUGUAUUCAUAUGUUCCUUUACAGCAUAGCAUGGUCCUCGUGGGUUCCUUAUGCUUCAGCCAUGUUCUCAAUAGUAUACGUUUUUGCACAGCCCUGUAUACGGAGCAUAGUCUCUAAACAAGCUGGUUCUCAUGAGCAGGGAAGGGCUCAGGGUUGCAUUUCGGGCAUAUGUUCAGUUGCACAUAUUGCUUCUCCCUUGGUUUUCUCUCCAUUGACGGCUCUUUUCCUAUCUGAAAAGGCACCUUUUAAUUUUCCUGGCUUCAGCAUAAUGUGCAUUGGAUUUGCUUCGAUGAUAUCUUUUGCUCAAAGUCUGAUGGUGAAAGUGGUUCCUCCCAUUUUGAGUUGAAGGACAAAUAUUAAUUGGGGCCCUAAUAUUAGUGAUCGUAAAUAUUUACUCAACAUGGAACGACACAUUUCCUCCGGCUAUGCAUUUGACGAGGAAGCAAGAUGUUGAAGUCUGUUCCUAGAACUGGAAUUAUAGCAAUAUUUUAUAGGCUUUUCUAGUUUAGCACCAUUGUAUUGCUUUGGUUCGUCUAUAUGGCCUUUUUUAGAUCAAAAGAUACCAAGGUAAAUUUUGAUUUUUACAGUUAUUGACAUUUUGAUAUCUUGUUACACAAUUUGGAAAUACUAAUCAAAAUAUGUGAAAGUGAAAAUGUGAAAUAUA
Molecule: messenger RNA, 1789 nt
Organism: Arachis duranensis
Lineage: Eukaryota; Viridiplantae; Streptophyta; Magnoliopsida; Fabales; Fabaceae
Exons: 14
Coding region: 167-1471 (434 amino acids)
Biological process (GO): transmembrane transport
Molecular function (GO): transmembrane transporter activity
Source: RefSeq, a predicted model, not a curated record